AUGGCGGCCGCCCCGCCGAAGCUGCUGCUGCUGCUGCUGCUGGCCGUAGCCGCGCUAACCGCCACCUGCUGGGCGUGUGAGGACAUCGCGAGUCUCACCUUCCCCGAGAGGGUCUACUAUUCGGAGGUGGUGUUGUACGCGGAAGUGAUGCACCACUUCCCGGACACCGUCAACGACUUCGGACCUCAGAGCAACGUCUUUGCCGCGCAGCUGAAGGUGUUCUGCGUCCUGAAGAGCGGUCCGCUUGCCAUAGGUCCUGUCAUCAACAUCACCGCAGCAGGUGAGUCGAGUUUGAAGAUAAAGAGGGCAGAGGCAAUGCUAGCUGGGCUAGCGAUGGCGUUAGGAAGAAAAACAGAUCGCCCAGCGCGCGUCGACCGCAAGCUUCAGCAGGAGAUCGAGAGAAUCGACUGUCCGCGUCGGCAACCUUGGGAGAAAUGCAUCGACGGCUCGAUCCGUCUGCCGGCACCGCCACCGUCGUCCGCCGACACGCGCGCCGAGUACGCCCCCACCGAGCAGCCGAGCACGUUCUUCCGGCAGCCCGUGCGCAUACGCGAGGAGCUCCCGCGCCUCUCGCCGGGCGAAGACGAGGCUGGGGGGCGCUACAAUCGCUACCAAACACCGCCGCGUCUGCAGACGGCGCCCGCCGACGACUGGCAGCGACGACGCGAGGAGGAGGCCGUCUAUGAUGGGCGGAGUAUCCGCGUCGGCACGGGACCGGGUUUUGAGAACGGCGCCGUCUACGUUCGCGACGGGAACCGUGAGGGGGAGAACCGAAGAGGGCAGCCGGGCGCGGCGGUGAACGCCGGCUUCGGGGUGAGCAUUCGGAACUCGGGCCCGGCGCCGCCCCUCACGAGCCUCGUCUACGGCGACACGGACACCGGACAGUACGACGCUGCGGCGGGCGACGCAGUGCGGUACGACGUGAUGACGACGCCGGUGCGUCAGACGCAGCAACCGCGCACCGCAGACUUCAACCCACGCAAGUCUAAACCGACGACGACGACGACGACGACGACGACAACGACGACGACGACACCGCGUCCGCGCACCACGCGUCGCCCGCGUCGGCCCUCAACCACGACGACGACGACGACAGAAGCAGGCGCCUCUUCCGUGCUAUUCAACACGGUCUCCUCUACUAACCCGAACAUGCGACCCAUCGGGGGGAAGCCGAGGUCCCCGAACGACGUCGGCGAGUUCCGGGUGUCGUCGGGCAACCCGACGGCUGGUAAGUCAGCGCCGCGACCGCUGCCGCCGACGAUGUCGGUUGGACCGCGAGGAAAUGACGUCGAGUCGCAGCCGAACCACAUCCGGUUAGAAGGUCCGAAGACGUCGCUGAAUUCCGGCUACAAGGCAUACAAGUACAAGAACGCGUGCGCGCAUGCGCGGGGUGGCUGGGUCGCUGUACUGCUAGCGGGUGUGGCAUGCGCGGCCAUGCUGCUGCGCUGAUCAUGACGAGCGACAGACGACAGGGGGCGCCUGGGUGAAGCAGUUAUAGCCGUGCUGACGACGAUGACGAUGGUUAUGAUGACGACGACCACGAUGAUGAUCAUGACGAUAAUGAUCAUGACGAUGAUGAUCAUGACGAUGAUGAUGAGGACAAUAAUGGUGACGACGAUGAUGAUGGUGACGACGAUUGUUAUAAUGACGACGACGACGACUAUGAUGAUGAUGGGAUGUGGUGAGAAGGUGUGGAGAUUGUUGUAUGCGGUUAAGGGUAGGUAACUAUUGGGUUAUUGUAUUGGGUUAUUGUAUUGGGUUAAGGGUAGCAUAUUGUCUCCUCGUUCACGUCACCGCCGAGUACUGCAAUGAGAACGAGCGAUGUGACGUAGAUGCUAAUUAAGUCACUACCUGCGUGCGGAAACUCCUUAUCAACCAACUUUACUCCAGACCAAUAUUACAUUAACUACUCCCCUUGUACUUAUCGCCAACAGCUUGCUACAGUGAUUAUAAAUAUGAUUAUAUCUCAUCAUAAAUAUAUAUUCAUUUAAUCGGAGGAGGAAA
Molecule: messenger RNA, 2004 nt
Organism: Priapulus caudatus
Lineage: Eukaryota; Metazoa; Priapulida; Priapulimorpha; Priapulimorphida; Priapulidae
Exons: 4
Coding region: 1-1449 (482 amino acids)
Source: RefSeq, a predicted model, not a curated record